CCCUUUAUACAUUUUUCAUUCAAAGAUUAAAAUGAUACAGCUCUGAAAUAACGCAGGUUGAAGGAUGCACCUGUUAGAAAUUCAACUAGGCCUACCUCUCGGACCCGGUGCAGUUAAAAUACUUGAGGUUUCUUCUCCAAAUGAUUUUCAACAUUUGUCUUGCUGCAACUGGCCUUUCCGUCAGCAGGAAUGUAUUGUCAGUCGCCCUGGUCUUCAACCUUGAGCAACUUUACAACCUUUUGCCCACUCCCCCGACAACAUCAGUGACGUAAACGCUUUUUACCUGAUGGCUCAGUAUAUCUCCGUUGUACCUCACUAAUCAAUAGGAAAUAGGAAUCUGCAAUUGAAGGCUAAUGUUACUUUUUCGAGAGUUGGGAUGAUGGAGGACCGCUCAAGCCAGGUAAACUAAAAUGACUUAUACCAUUAUUGUUUUUAAGCAUUGUUGAUUGACAUAACGUGCCAUGCACGUCUUUCUGAAGCAGUUCACUAGUUUUGCUGGCAUUCGUGUAAUAUGAUGCACGCACACUGGACAAUGCUGUGCAAUGCCUUUUGCACGUGAAUGUUUAUUUUUUCACCGAAAACAAGUGCCCAUACACUUCAACAUCCUUAAAUUACUUAUUUGUCAGCAUCACCCAAAGUGUCUCUGUUUAUAUUAUGAAGGGCGCAAAAUGUUUGGAACUUUUUUUCGAUUCUCUAGGCCUGUUUGCAAAAGCAGCUAAUUGGCUGGUGUAUUGGCUAGUCUAUUGAUCUGCAAGACGCACGUCUUUCAUCAAAUAGUGAUGGCAUUCAGUGUUUUUUCUUGGUGAGCCGGCAGGCCCAUUAGGCUCUCAAACGGCUCUUCGUUUUAAACACUUAAAUUGAACUAGAACCAUCAUUUUUAGAACCAAUCUCCAAUGAUCAGAGUACACCCCGCUUUCUGUUAGCAUCUCGUUUACAUUUGAAAUGCUCGCAUCUCUCCUUUAAUCAUUUUCCCCCCUCUGCCUGUCCUCUCUCCCUAUUUCUGCAGCCGGUAAGAAGCGCUUCAGACUGGCCAUCAUUGUGAAGUGGUAGUCCACUGCUAGGCCCAAGCACGACAAGCCUUCCAGACCCCCCACCUCUCCCUGCCGCUUCCUCCAUGCUGCCCCCGCGUUCUGCUGGGCUGUGGGGGGAGAGGGCCUCUCCCAUGGUGCACGCUGCUCCUGUUUCCCCCAGGGGGAUGUCUAAGGUGCCUCCUGUGGACGCAGCAGCUCUGCUCCAGGGUGUGUGUGAGGUGUACGGGCGGGGUAAGCUCCUCAACGACCUGCAGUACCGCCACAUGGGGCCUGACGGGUUCCUGUGCUUCAGCUACCAGGUGAAUGUGUCGGGGCUGGCCACACCCUUCACUGGGAUGGUGCAGACUCUGCCCGGCCCCAACCCUGGAGCUAUACAGGAGGCUCGCAGAGCUACAGCCCAGCAGGUCCUCAGCGCCCUGUGCAGGGCCUAUAUCACCCCGAUCCCUGAGGCACAGAGCCACUACUCGUACUUCACAUUUUAAUUGUGAAAAUACUUUGUUUUGCACUCUUUUAUAUGUAGUAAAUCGUGAGUAGAUGCGUGAUUUUACUUUUGCCUGUUUCUAAUUUGAAUAAAACUAUUUGUAAUAAAUGUCAGUUGUUUGCCUGUCUAAUAUGGAGUUCAGAGUGGUAGGUAUUAUACAUCUGAAAUAUCCCCCAUGGAUUCCACAAAUGUACAUUUGAGGUCUUUUCACAAGGACCAGAUGUAACCCUUGUAGUAUUAGGGAAUGCUGUUGGUGGUUGGGAGCAUCCUGGAGAGGCAGCAACAGACUAGGAUUACAUCUGUCAACAAUGAACACUCAACAGCUUGAUGGUUCAGCUGAACAAAUGUACAUUUAGUAAGCAAUUACAUACUGCAUCUUU
Messenger RNA from Salmo salar (Atlantic salmon), 1892 nucleotides. NCBI's taxonomy places the organism in Eukaryota, Metazoa, Chordata, Actinopteri, Salmoniformes, Salmonidae. The record is from RefSeq and is a predicted model, not a curated record.